Molecule: messenger RNA, 738 nt
Organism: Trypanosoma theileri
Lineage: Eukaryota; Euglenozoa; Kinetoplastea; Trypanosomatida; Trypanosomatidae
Product: DCN1-like protein 2
Exons: 1
Coding region: 1-738 (245 amino acids)
Biological process (GO): protein neddylation; positive regulation of ubiquitin-protein transferase activity
Cellular component (GO): ubiquitin ligase complex
Molecular function (GO): cullin family protein binding; ubiquitin-like protein binding; ubiquitin conjugating enzyme binding
Source: RefSeq, a predicted model, not a curated record
AUGCCGCCAAAGCUUAGAAGUAGAACCCCAACUACAGUGAAUGGUCCAUCGCCUAGAGUGCUGUCUGGUAAUGUGGCGCAACGUCCUACUGGGAGUGCGUCUGCAGUGAAACCGGUACAACGCCCUUCUUAUGCUAGUAAAUCAAGUAAUCUUACAGCAUUUGGAAGAAAUGAUAUGGAAACUUACUUUGAAUCUCUUUUGGCUUUGGACCGUUCUGAUGGAUUGGAUGCUAUUGGAACGAAAGGAAUCGCGCGGCUUUGUGAGGAUCUUUGCAUAGCAAAAGAUUCAUUUGAAAUGUAUACACUCAUUUGGAAAAUGAACAUCACUAGGGGUGAGUGCAUUCCGCGUACCGACUGGCUCUCAACUAUGUACACUUAUAAAGUGGAACAAUUAUUAAAUCUUAGAAUGUUGCUAUCAGAAUGGGUAAAAGAAGCAAAGAGUACUGCGUUUAAUGAGUUUUACAGUCAUCUAUAUGACUUCAUUCGUGGAGAAGAUGCUCGUCUCAUGCCAACUGAUAGAGCCAUAAAAGUUUGGGGAAUUCUAUUUGAGCAUGAUCCUCGUAUAAAAUCGUGGAUUCAAUGGUACUCACUUGUCUACAUGCGAGAUGUAACACGAGAUGUUUGGCAACAGUUGGGCCUUUUUCUUUCUAAGGUCCCAAACAUUGAAGCCUAUCGUGUUGGUGAUAAAUGGUCGUCUGCAAUAGAUAACUAUGUGGAAUGGUACAAGUCCUCUCAGUGA